CGGGGGUUGGCUGCGGCGCCCUUGUGAGCGCUCCAGGCCCGGCGGAUCCCCCUCAGCGCUUUCCCGGCCCCACCGCCCAUGGACUCCCCGCGGCGCCCCGCGCCGCCUCCCCCGGCCCCGCGCCGCCCGCCGCCCGGGCCUCCUCCGGGCCCCGACACAGGCGAGGUCCUGCAGCAGAUCAUGGCCAUCACCGACCAGAGCCUGGAAGAGGCGCAGGCCAGAAAGCAUGCUCUGAAUUGCCAUCGGAUGAAGCCAGCUCUCUUCAGUGUGCUCUGUGAGAUCAAGGAAAAGACAGUGUUAAGCAUCCAUGGCAUUCAAGAAGAAGGUCCCCCCAGUGCUCAGCUCAUGAGGCUGGAUAACAUGCUGCUGGCCGAGGGUGUAUCCAGGCCGGAGAGGCGAGGAAGAGGAGGAUCGGCGGCAGUGGCCAACACAGCAACACCAGGUGGCUGUCCAAAUGACAAUAGCCUUGAGCACUCUGACUACAGGGCCAAGCUGUCCCAGAUCCGACAGAUUUACCACUCUGAGCUAGAGAAAUAUGAACAGGCCUGCCGUGAGUUCACCACGCACGUCACCAACCUUCUCCGGGAGCAGAGCAGGAUGAGGCCUGUCUCGCCCAAGGAGAUCGAGCGCAUGGUCAGUGUCAUCCACGGCAAGUUCAAUGCCAUCCAGAUGCAGUUGAAGCAGAGCACCUGCGAGGCUGUGAUGACCCUGCGUUCACGGUUCCUCGAUGCCAGGCGCAAGCGGCGGAACUUCAGCAAGCAGGCCACCGAAGUGCUGAAUGAGUAUUUUUACUCCCAUCUGAGCAACCCUUACCCCAGCGAAGAAGCCAAAGAAGAGCUGGCCAGGAAGGGCGGCAUCACAGUGUCCCAGGUCUCCAACUGGUUCGGCAACAAAAGAAUCCGAUAUAAAAAGAACAUGGGGAAGUUUCAAGAAGAGGCUACCAUUUAUACGACUAAAAUGGAAGUCGACGCCACCAAAGUCGGGGGCCUGGGGAGCCAGGCUAGCUGCCCAUCAACACCCAGCCCCGGUCCCUCUGGUCCCUUCCCGCUGACCAGUGCCGGGGAUGCGCUUAUCACCCUGCAGACACUGGCCUCUCUCCGCCCCGCCCCUGCGGGAGGCAGCUUGCGGUCCCAGGCCCGGGGCAGCUACCAGGGAGCCGCCCCCCCAGUGUCCGCCGCUUCGCCUGCUGGAGACCCCAGCAGCAUCAACUCAGACGCAUCUAAUUAAGUUUUGGGGAUGAGCAGAAAAGCAGACCGGGUGGCCUGCCGUGGUUUGCGGGCACUCGAGUCUUUACUGCGCGUGCAGCUGAUGAUUACCUCAAAAACCCAGAAGCGCAGCAGGCGGCGGGUGCCAUCCUUUGCUUGCCGGCCGGGCCCUGAAAUGGGCUGAGAUGCUGCUCAUUUUCUCAAUUCAGUUAGGUUUUUUAAUAGUAAUUUUAUGCUAAGACUGUGAAUUGUUUCUUCUAGGACUUGUCACAAAGUCUCCCAUUAAAGUUUUGGACUUAUUUUCACGUCGAUGUUGUUCACACCAGAUUUGUUCCUGGCGAUGGCAGUGUGGGGCGGGGCCGGGUGGCGCGGUGUUGGCGUUGCAGUUCUGUCCUCUCCUGUGUCCCUUCAUGCGCCGGCCCCCCGGACACUGCCUUCCCCACUCUCUUCUGUCGCCUCAUUCCAUAUGCUCUUGAUUUCCGCCUGCGGUGAGCUCCGAACUUCCCUGGGCGUUGGGUUUGUAUUUUUUUCUGUUAAUAGAAGUUCUGCCGUUCUCCACUGACACGCUGGCCAGGGUUUUCCUCCAGUGAAUGAAGCGCCAAGGCAGGAGCCUCUUGGCCUCGGCGCUGAACGUUUAGCUGGUUCCCAUUUUACAGCUGUGGCCCACGGUGCCGCUCAGCUCGGUGUCUCUGUCCCUGGCUGGGUCUGCUCAGGUGCCAGCUGAGGACCAGCCCUGCACGUGCUCGAGGCUUUCCUCCUCGCAAGGCUUGAUUUGGGUUUUCUGUCAUCUGCAGCCGGAAGGUGGCAGCUGACUCGCUCUCCUGUCUGAGGUGCCGGUCCUCACGUCCAGCCGGCCCGCCUCCUGGCUUCCUGCAGCCCAAGAUUCACUGACAGACCAGGGCCCUGCUUGAGCGAAAUGACAUUCCAGAGAAAAAAAAGAGAAUAAACAUGACCAGAAGUCUGGGGUGGGCUCA
Messenger RNA from Mirounga angustirostris (Northern elephant seal), 2179 nucleotides. It is a transcript of the gene PBX4, whose product is annotated as PBX homeobox 4. The transcript has 8 exons. Gene Ontology annotation, molecular function: DNA-binding transcription factor activity; RNA polymerase II cis-regulatory region sequence-specific DNA binding. Gene Ontology annotation, biological process: regulation of transcription by RNA polymerase II; embryonic organ development; brain development. Gene Ontology annotation, cellular component: nucleus. The record is from RefSeq and is a predicted model, not a curated record. The coding region runs from base 79 to 1227 and encodes 382 amino acids. Lineage: Eukaryota; Metazoa; Chordata; Mammalia; Carnivora; Phocidae.